This is a messenger RNA of Filobasidium floriforme, 986 nucleotides long. RefSeq names its product putative deacetylase LmbE-like domain-containing protein. Bases 97 to 981 code for a protein of 294 amino acids. Gene Ontology annotation, biological process: GPI anchor biosynthetic process. The transcript is spliced from 4 exons. Gene Ontology annotation, cellular component: endoplasmic reticulum. Gene Ontology annotation, molecular function: N-acetylglucosaminylphosphatidylinositol deacetylase activity. Lineage: Eukaryota; Fungi; Basidiomycota; Tremellomycetes; Filobasidiales; Filobasidiaceae. The record is from RefSeq and is a predicted model, not a curated record.
GAAAGACGUCAGUACCCUUCGCGGCUAGGACUGGAUAUUUCAGACUGAAUAGAUGCGUUACUCACGGUAAAGGCUUUGUCUGUACGGCUCGUCAACAUGCCUGCCUCAAAGGUAUCACAGGUCCCGAGCCAACAACAUCGCCUCUCACAACAAAAAGCCUCGCCCACACGAUCUUCACCAUGGCAGAUUUUGAUCCGACUCGCACUACUGCUGUGCAUCGUCUCGGUCAUUUCAAAAGUCUCACUGCCGCCAUCUGAUCUCACACAAUGGCUAGGAGUCAGCUCGCCCAAUGUCUUGAUCCUGACGGCUCAUCCGGACGACGAGUGCAUGUUCUUCGCUCCUGUCAUCCUCGCGCUGGCCGCACAAGGUAUCCCGGUCAGAGCGUUGAGUUUGUCUACAGGGAACUCCAGCGGACUAGGCGAUAUACGUCGAACAGAGCUAUUCGAAAGCUAUUCGGUGCUAGGGGUAGAACCCCAACUCGUGCAGUCUCUCGAGACCGAGCAGCUGCAAGACGGCAUGGACCGAUAUUGGGAGCCAGUACAUAUCGCAGAAGCUCUACGUCAAUACCUCAACAUCUCUAAUAUUAACACCAUCAUAACCUUUGAUGCCAAUGGGAUCACGCAACACCCGAACCAUAUCCCCCUCGCCGCUGGCGUCCGAGCCCUAUCGCAAUCGUCCCACCCGAUCCGACUUGUUCUCCUGGAGACCGUCCCCAAGCACAUCAAGUUCACCGGCCCACUCUAUCCUCUAGGGUUAAAGACAAUACAUCUUUUGUCACAAGUCCCAUUCUUGGCUGGUAACUGGAAUGUCGGUAUGGGGAAGGGCUCGACUUUGACGAUCACUUCCACCGUCGAAGGCUACAAGCUGGCGCUAGAAGCGAUGAUGAGGCAUAAGAGCCAGUUGGUCUGGUUCAGGUGGUUGUACGUCGGAGCUUCCAAGUACAUGUGGUCCAACACUCUAGUGCUCGCAGAGUCGGUAUAGAUAGA